Messenger RNA from Penicillium macrosclerotiorum, 1188 nucleotides. RefSeq names its product putative transsulfuration enzyme family protein. Gene Ontology annotation, molecular function: carbon-sulfur lyase activity; pyridoxal phosphate binding. Gene Ontology annotation, cellular component: cytoplasm. The transcript has 2 exons. The record is from RefSeq and is a predicted model, not a curated record. The coding region runs from base 1 to 1188 and encodes 395 amino acids. NCBI's taxonomy places the organism in Eukaryota, Fungi, Ascomycota, Eurotiomycetes, Eurotiales, Aspergillaceae. Gene Ontology annotation, biological process: transsulfuration.
AUGGCACCCACAACCGAGAGCCACCUAUCGACUCAGGCUUUACAUGCAGAUGAUCGCUUGAAUCAAGUCACUGAUGUUGCGCCACCAAUUCACUUGUCUACAAUCUUCAGGUAUUUAGAUGAUCCAGAUGAAUUAACUCUUACCGAGGAUCCAGUGGCGGCAUUCGACGGAAAGAACUAUGUAUACUCCCGCGAGUUCGCACCAAAUGCCACCCGAUUUGAAGCAAUCUUAUCAUCUCUCCUCAAAGGACACGCUGUGAGCUAUGCCACGGGUCUAGCUGCCCUGCAUGCUGCAUUGACCCUCUUAAAUCCUCGCCGAAUAUCGGUAGGAGAAGGGUAUCAUGGCAGCCACGAAGUGAUUUCAGUGAUUUCUCGUCUUUCAGGACUGGAGAAGCUCCAUCUAGACUGCUCUCCUGAGAGUUUGAAUGAAGGCGAUGUCAUUUUGCUUGAGACCCCAAUCAAUCCGCUUGGCACGGCCUUCAACAUUGAAGAGUAUGCCCAGAAGGCACACUCCCGCGGGGCAUAUCUCAUUGUGGACAGCACAUUUGCGCCACCAGGUCUACAAGAUCCAUUUCUAUGGGGAGCUGAUAUCGUGAUGCACUCGGGAUCAAAGUACUUUGGAGGCCACAGCGAUCUUCUUUGCGGUGUCCUUGCAGUCCAGCGGGAGGACUGGGCAAAACAGCUUUUCGAGGAUCGAGUAGCCCUGGGUAACGUUAUCGGCAACCUGGAAGGAUGGCUUGGAAUUCGAAGCCUGCGCACGCUUGAAGUUCGCGUGCAGCGAGCCAGCGAGAACUCCGAAAAGCUAAUUUUGUGGCUUCAUCAGGGGUUGACUGGUCCAUCUCCUCAGCCUGGCUCGGAAGGGUUUCUCAUCCAAGCUGUACUGCAGAAAAUACAUCAUGCAAGCCUUCAGGAUGAGCCUUGGCUGAAGAAGCAGAUGCCCAAUGGCUUUGGACCGGUCUUCUCCAUUGUAUUGCAAAACGAGGAGCUGGCAAAAAGACUGCCAAGCAAGUUGAGGUUUUUCCAACACGCAACCAGCCUCGGCGGAGUUGAGUCCCUGAUCGAGUGGCGGGCACUGUCUGAUUCGAGGGUCGAUCGAAGGCUACUUAGAGUCAGCGUUGGUCUAGAAAACUGGGAGGAUCUGAAGGACGAUCUGCUGCAGGCCUUCAAGGCACUGGUGGAAGAGAAGUGA